AUGCCUGGGGAGGCCCGAGAAGAUGCCAUCCUGCCCAUCAUGGUGAGCCCAGGCACUGGGACCAUUCCAUCCAGCCACCUCACUGAGGUCAGCCUGCACCCUGUUGAGUCCAUCAGUGACCUGCACAAUGGAGGGCCCCUGCACCCCUACCUGCCCGAUGACCCAGCCUCACAGCAAUGGGAAGAGCUGAUGGGCAUACUGCCCCCAUCGCUUUGUGUCCAGGCUGGCUGCAACCCGGCCCACGGGCGCGGGGCCUUCUUGUUACUGCUGGCGCUGCUCAUCCUCACCUGCCUUGCCCUUGCCAUCCUGGCUGUCUACCUGAGUGUGCUACAGAGCGAGUCCCUGCGGGUCCUGGCCCACACGCUCCGGGUCCAGGAAGAGACACUGCUGAAACUCCGACUGGCCAGCCUCAACCAGUGGCGUCGGCUCAAUGCCACUGAAGCUCGAGGCCUCAGUUGA
Messenger RNA from Vombatus ursinus (common wombat), 459 nucleotides. RefSeq names its product leucine rich single-pass membrane protein 2 (gene LSMEM2). Bases 1 to 459 code for a protein of 152 amino acids. The record is from RefSeq and is a predicted model, not a curated record. NCBI's taxonomy places the organism in Eukaryota, Metazoa, Chordata, Mammalia, Diprotodontia, Vombatidae. The transcript is spliced from 4 exons.